CAGGAGUGAGGAGGAGGUCACUCCUCCAAGACUGAGGGGUGGUAUGGGCAAAUAGGCAGCUGACGGAACAGAGCAGCAUCCUGGUGGAGAGAAGCGGCAGGCAGAGAAAAGUAGAGUCAGAAACAGAGCAACCAGUGAGGCCGAGCCAGGAGAAUGAGAUGACACUCAAGCCAAGGAAUGGGGAAUUAGGAAAUAAUUAGAAAAAAAGCAGAGACAGUAAAAAAGUCAGAGAUAGCUACCUGCACAUACACACGCAUUCAGAGACAGAGACGCAGGGAGUGGCAUACCCAGAGUGAGAAGUGGGGAGAGAACAGGUGUGGGGAGGACCUGCGGAAACAGAGAAAUCUCGAGUCAGAGAUUCAGGGACACUUGGUCCCCUCGGUGAGCCAUGGAAGCAGAAAGGAGGAGCCAGCCAGGGAAGCCGAAGAAGGGGCGAGUCUGCAGCAGCCUCUUGCUGGAGAGACACCCGGCCUCUGGGACCCUGACCACCAUGGUGGACUCGAGUGCUCCACCCUCCAGGAAGCGCCCCGGUGCAAGAGUCGGGAGACCAAGGUUCUCGCCGCAAGGAGGACAGAGGGGCCGCCCGCACUCCCGGCGUCGCCACCGCACCACCUUCAGCGCAGUGCAGCUGGAACAGCUGGAGUCAGCCUUUGGGAGGAACCAGUACCCGGACAUCUGGGCCCGAGAGAGUCUCGCCCAGAACACUGGUCUCAGUGAGGCCCGAAUCCAGGUCUGGUUCCAGAACCGCAGAGCUAAGCAACGGAAGCAAGAGCGCUCACUGCUGCAGCCCCUGGCCCAUCUGUCUCCUGCCACCUUCUCCGGCUUCUUGCCAGGGUCCCCUGCUGGCCCCUACUCCUACACAACGCCACCUCCACCAGUGACCUGCUUCCCUCACCCCUACAGCCACGACUUCCCCUCCCAGCCCUCCACAGGAGGCACCUUUGCUCUGCCACACCAGUCUGAAGACGGGUACCCUACCUUGAACCCAACCCCUGCUGGCUAUCCGCCCCGUCCCCCACCCCCUCCCAUGCUCCCCCUCAGCCUUGAGCCAUCCAAGUCCUGGAACUAAGGUCAAACAAGCACUGCUAAGGUGAUCCCCAGCCUGUGGCUCUCAUGAAAAAACAAGAAAACGGGGUGGCUUCCUUUUCUUCUAUGGGUGAAAGAGAUGUAUGGUGAGGGUCAGCACAGUGAUUGGAAUUUUAAAAAUGGGAGAUCAUGGUGAAUUCUCACUGCAGUGAUUAAUGGAGGAAAUCUGGGGAGGUGAGCUACUGGAAGAGGCAGGGAAAGAUGUCUCCAUGGAGCUGCCUGGUGAAGGGUGAUAUUGACGGAGACAGUUGCUGGUGAGUAGAGAUGACUGAAGGGCUAGGAUGUUGGGCCUUCAUUAACUGAGAUCAUGAUUGAAGAACAUCCCAGCUCUUUCUGGCUGAUUUCAGGAAGGCUUUUGACUUAGAGUCUACCUAUACAUCCCUUCCCCGUUGCCCACCCGCCAUCACAAACACUCACUCACUUUUGUUUAUUCAUCUCUUGAGAGUGUCCCCUCCUUUCCAUUCCAGCAGACCCUUGGCUUUUUCUGGCUCUAUAUUUUCUGACUUAUUGUCCACAUCGAUUCCCUUAGCUCUAGUCUGUCCCACUUCCAACAAACCUGUGGAAUCUCUGAACAUCAAGGAAUGCUCUCCAAUGUCUUAUAAAAAAUACGUAAAUAAGAUUUGAUUGGUUUGGCCCAUAGAAGUCUUCAGCAUCUGCUUCAGACUAACUUUUUAAAUCAGCGGCAUAUUUUAACAUAUGUGGUUUCUGACAGAGAAGAAACCAUUCUAUUUAGGGCAAACAUUUCUAAGACCAAACCAUCUGAGACUGAUAAGGGGUCAUUCCCAGGAAGGGACCUGCCUUGUCUGGAAAUGCCGUGGUCUGAGCCUUCUCAAAAGAAACACCACGGAGCCUAGUUCAUGGCACAAUUUUUAUACCAUAUUGCUUAUGAUGCAUUUAUUUUACUCCUUAUUUACUUAUUUAUAUGUAGGCUUACCUCUCUUAUUGGCAAGAUCACAGAAGAAU
Molecule: messenger RNA, 2049 nt
Organism: Sapajus apella (tufted capuchin)
Lineage: Eukaryota; Metazoa; Chordata; Mammalia; Primates; Cebidae
Product: homeobox protein prophet of Pit-1
Exons: 3
Coding region: 389-1069 (226 amino acids)
Biological process (GO): regulation of transcription by RNA polymerase II; pituitary gland development
Cellular component (GO): transcription regulator complex
Molecular function (GO): RNA polymerase II cis-regulatory region sequence-specific DNA binding; DNA-binding transcription factor activity, RNA polymerase II-specific
Source: RefSeq, a predicted model, not a curated record